AUGUCCAAAGCAUCAUUUCUUCGAGAGUACAAGAUUGUCAUUGUCGGUGGCGGAGGUGUUGGUAAAUCGGCAUUGACCAUUCAGUUUAUUCAGUCUCAUUUCGUCGACGAAUAUGAUCCUACGAUUGAAGACUCUUAUCGCAAACAAUGCGUUAUCGACAAUGAAACGGCAUUGUUAGAUGUAUUGGAUACGGCAGGACAAGAAGAAUACUGUGCUAUGCGCGAACAAUACAUGCGCAACGGCGAAGGUUUCAUUCUCGUCUAUUCGAUCACAUCCCGUCUCUCGUUUGAAGAGAUCAGCACAUUCUAUGAACAAGUACGACGGGUCAAGGACCAUGAUCUAUUUCCCGUCGUGUUGGUCGGCAACAAGUGCGAUCUAGAAUCAGAACGACAGGUAUCGAGUCAAGAAGGACGAGAUUUGGCUCGAACGUUUGGUUGUCCUUUUAGUGAAACAUCGGCCAAACAACGCGUGAGGGUGGAGGAUACUUUUCAUGACGCUGUUCGAGAGAUUCGUAGGAUUAAUAAGGAACAAGAGGCGCGGGCAGCAGCGGCAGCGGCUGCUUCUGCUGCUAACGGU
Zychaea mexicana is the source of this 576-nucleotide messenger RNA. RefSeq names its product ras-like protein 3. The record is from RefSeq and is a predicted model, not a curated record. Gene Ontology annotation, biological process: signal transduction. Gene Ontology annotation, molecular function: GTP binding; GDP binding; GTPase activity. NCBI's taxonomy places the organism in Eukaryota, Fungi, Mucoromycota, Mucoromycetes, Mucorales, Lichtheimiaceae. The transcript is spliced from 5 exons. The annotation marks the transcript as partial. Gene Ontology annotation, cellular component: plasma membrane.